AUGGGAUUCCAUACCCUCCUAUUAGCGCUUGCUUCGCUGAGUGCAUAUGCACUGUACAAAUUUUGGGACUCAUCUCGCCGUAAUAGAAUACCUACAGGCCUCAAGCCACUGCCGGGUCCAAAGGGCUAUCCAAUCAUCGGCUCUGUACCUGACGUCCCAGACAAAAAUGGAUACAUCAAGUUUUCCGACUGGGGCAAGCAGUAUGGUCCAAUCUACCAAUGCAAUCUAGCCGGGCACAACCACGUCUGGGUAUCGACGGAUCAGAUUGCAAAAGACUUGUUGUCCAAAAAGGCAGCCAUCUACUCUGACAGGCCACACAUCCCAUCUUUGAUAGACGACAACCGUUCGAGUGCGCAAUAUCUUCCGUUGCUUAGCAGAAAUGACGGCCAUACACGCCAAAGAAAGUUUGCGAACAUCAUUAUGCGCGAGUCGGAAAAGGCAUCCUUCCACCGAUACCCCGAGCUCGAAUCGAAGCGUAUGAUGGCCGAGCUGCUGGAUGAACCCGAUCAAUACAACCACAUUAUGGAAUCUUACAUCUCUCGUGUCACCUGUCGACUUGCUUGGGGCCACAGCGAAGGCAGUGACGAGCUGAAACAACGCGCACGUGAGCUUCUUAUCGGCGUCUCUCCCACAGGAUCUCUGAGCAACAAACUUCCCUUCUUGAUGGCACUACCUGAUUGGCUCUCACCGCCCAAGGCAUGGGAAAGACGACGUGCACUCACCGAGCGCACAUGGUUCCAGACCAUGCAGGCACAGGUUGUCGAGGAUCUUAAGUCAGGACAAGCAGCACCAUCUUGGAUGAAGACAUUCCUAGAUACUCGCAGCAAGUGGGGCUUCAAAUCUGAUACAGAGGGUGCGUAUGCUGUCGGCAUGCACGGAAUCGCAGGAGCUCUCACUAUUGCUGCUCCUAUGCAGACGUUCUGUUUGGCAAUGGUCCAUUACCCACAAUAUCUGCCUAUGCUACACGAGGAACUUGACCGCGUCUGUGGUGACCGACCACCCCGCUCCGAAGACCGACCCAACCUUCCUUUUCUUCGGGCUGUCAUCCGCGAAUGCCUGCGCUGGCGCCCACCUGUCCCUACCGGUAUCCCCCACUACCUGACUCAGGAUGACGAGUAUAAUGGUUACCAUAUUCCCAAAGGCAGUACUAUACAUCCUCUAGAAUGGGCCAUUUCCCGCGAACCUGACCUAUAUCCAGACCCUGAGGUCUUCAACCCUCUUCGAUGGGUGAAGCCGGAGUAUCCGACCUACCAGGAACCUUUGACACAGUACCCUACUAUCAUUAACUCAACACAAUUUGGCUACGGGAGACGAACAUGCACUGGCCAGACAGUGGCUGACGAGGACAUGCUCAUCGGCAUCGGCUCGGUUGCAUGGUUGUUUGACAUCAAGAAAUGCUCAGAAGACUCCGCUGUUCCAGCCUCUGCGGGUGAGACCAAGAAAGAGCAAGUGUAUGGCUUGAACGAGAAGGCCUCCAUAUCAAACGAAGAACUAAACGCUGGAAUCAACAACAAAGAGGCUACCAUGGAGGAGAAAAUCCUUGCCAAAUUCACAUAUCCUGGAUCUGAAUCUGCCAGUGAUGCGGCACCAAAGAAGUCCAAAUCUAUCAACCCCACUUACAAACCCAUGGAAUGGGGUGACAUUACGAAGAAGCCAGAAGAUCCUACACUCGACUUCUCCAUCUUGCUGAUUGCAAAGCCAAUCCCUUUCAAAUUCGACCUCAAGCCCCGCAACGUUGAGCGAGUGAAGAAAGCCCGCGAUAUGUUUAGAGAAGGAGUUGAGAACGGUGACUUCCCUGACAGUAAGCAGUACUGGGGAGCAGACCAGGGACGUGGCCAGCCUCUAUUUGCCAUGACCGCAUCGGACCGAGGACCGGCAGCGCGACGACAUAAUCUCACCACGCCCGACGCGAACGACACACCUCAAUGCGCCUACGAUAGUCCAACCAGCUCUUCGCGAGCGGUAAAUCGCCCAAUCAUGUUUGGUCUCCAGUUCACAGCCACGCGAACCCAAAUCGCAUCCUAUCUCUUCGGCGUCGCGCUCUUCAGCAUCAGCUUCCUCGUCUUCCUGAACAGUUCCAUAUCCUUUGUUAUUACCCAGCGCAUUGGCCAGUCGCAUAAUGUUGGCGAUGCGGUCGGUACGCUGGGCUUUGCAGACGAGCUGGUUGCGCUGGUGGCAUGUCCAGCGUGGGGCUUGCUGAGCGACAGAGUGGGCGUGAGGAGCGUUGCGGUACUCGGGUAUAGCAUUGUUGGUGUUGCGCUCUGGGUGCUUGUGCAGGCCAAGAAUGUGUAUCCCGAGUUGCUGCUUGCGAGAAUUCUGUUUAGUCUGGGUGGGACUGCGACCGCGACUAUGGUUACUGCGAUCUUGCCUACUAUGACUAUCGUCAGAGAUGUUAAACCCGAUCCGCGGUCACCAAACCUAGACCGUGGUAGAACGCAUGCGACGGUUGCCUCGAUAUCGUCUGAACUUACUAUUACGCCUGCGCGCUUCCGGUCAAGCUCUCCAGAGGACUAUACGCAGUCGCAGCCAGCGAAUAGAGAUACCAGCGCAUCUACAUCGCAAAUCGCUGGCUUGGUCGGCACAUUCACAGGAUGUGGCGCAUUGGUUGCGCUCCUCGUGUUUCUUCCAUUACCAACGAAGUUCCAAAAUGCCGGCGAGGGACCCGCCCAAGCAGUCGCAGAUUCUUUCUAUGUCGUUGGCGCAAUCGCACUGCUCGUAGCCCUGGGCUGCUUCUUCGGCCUGCGCGAACUUCCCGGUGAAGAAGGAAAAGGCUGGAAACGCCUCACCCACAUGGGCGACUACAAAGAUGUCGACUCCCACCUCACACGCGACGUCGUACUAUCAUACCCCCGUCUCUUCUUCGAAAGCGUCCGUCUCGGCUUCACCUCCCCCAACAUCGGACUCGGCUACGUAGGAGGCUUCGUUGCGCGCGCCUCCUCUGUCGCUAUCUCCCUCUUCAUCCCCCUCUUCACAAACCACUACUUCCUCGCAACCGGCCGCUGCAAAGUCGACUCCAACAUCCCUUCUGACAUCAAAGUCGCAUGCCCAGAAGCCUACAAACUCGCCGCCAUGCUAACAGGAAUAAGCCAACUCAUCGCCCUCCUCUCCGCCCCCAUCUUCGGCUUCCUCUGCGGCCGCUUCCCACGCUACAACAUCCCACUCAUAGUCUCAGCCGUGGCGGGUAUAGCAGGCUACUCCGCCUUCGGCUCACUUACAAGCCCAGACUACAAGAGCAGCGACGGCACCGGCGCCAUCUUCUUCAUCGUAGCCUUGCUCGGCAUCAGCCAAAUCGGCGCAAUAGUCUGUUCGCUUGCUCUCCUUGGCCGCGGCAUCAACAAUGAUGAGGCCCCUUCUUCUUCGUCACACCUGCGCUCGCCGUCUCGAACUGCUAGUAUGCAUGGAACUACGAAUCACCCUUCUGCCGGCGCUACCCCGCCGCAUAGCCGACCAAUCACUCCUGUAGACGAAACUGCCUCUUUGCUCCCUGAGCAUUCUCGCAGGGCCUCGGUGGCAGGCAUCGCACCGCAAUCUUCCUCACAUAACCACAUCAAAGGAUCCAUUGCAGGAACAUAUAGUCUCCUUGGUGGCUUUGGCAUUUUACUCCUUACGAAAGCCGGGGGUGCGUUGUUCGAUAGUACGGGCCCUGGAUCCCCAUUUUAUAUGAUGGCGGCGUUUAACGCCAUUUUGCUUGUUGUUACCAUAGCGGUUACCGUCGUGCAGGGUGUGAGGAAGUGGAAGGAGGCGCGCAAGUCGGAUCAGAGGUUGGGCUUGGGGAUUGGGGGGUUAUAG
Messenger RNA from Bipolaris victoriae FI3, 3789 nucleotides. RefSeq lists its product as hypothetical. Gene Ontology annotation, biological process: transmembrane transport. The transcript is spliced from 6 exons. NCBI's taxonomy places the organism in Eukaryota, Fungi, Ascomycota, Dothideomycetes, Pleosporales, Pleosporaceae. Bases 1 to 3789 code for a protein of 1262 amino acids. The record is from RefSeq and is a predicted model, not a curated record. Gene Ontology annotation, molecular function: heme binding; oxidoreductase activity, acting on paired donors, with incorporation or reduction of molecular oxygen; monooxygenase activity.